Chenopodium quinoa (quinoa) is the source of this 1549-nucleotide messenger RNA. RefSeq lists its product as uncharacterized. The transcript has 4 exons. NCBI's taxonomy places the organism in Eukaryota, Viridiplantae, Streptophyta, Magnoliopsida, Caryophyllales, Amaranthaceae. Bases 204 to 881 code for a protein of 225 amino acids. The record is from RefSeq and is a predicted model, not a curated record.
CCAUAACAAGGAUAACGAGUAAAUGAUAAGAAAACCAGGAUAAGAUGUGAUGUCCAGUUGAAGAGAGAUUACACUACACUUACACAAACUCAACCAAAAACACAUAAACUUGUUUUAGUCAAACUACAACUCAAAACCCCAAUCAAUUAUCUUCAAAGGAAUUUUCAGGUUUUGGUUUAUGCAAGUGACUUAGAUCAGCAAAUAUGGUAGUUCUGGCAAGCAACUGUGUAACAAUGAAUUCAGCAGCAAUAAUGGGUGGUACCCUUGUUCAUACCCAGCAAUCUUACAAUAAACCCUUGUUCCUUUUGCCAAGCAGUAGAAACAAUUCUUCACAAUCUGUUUCUCUCUCCUCUUUAUCCAUUGGUGCUGGCAUUGCUCCUUCCUCCUCCCUCAGAACUCCUGCUGUUGCCGUCGCCGCAGAUACCAGCCAGCCUAGCUCUUCUUCUGAGCAGGAUCAAACGACUAAGAAGUAUUAUUUUGUGGUUGCAAAUGCAAAAUUCAUGCUUGACGAAGAGGAACAUUUCAGAGAGCUUAUGUAUGAAAGGCUUCGCAUGUUCGGAGAACGCAACAUAGAGCAGGAUUUUUGGCUUGUUAUUGAACCAAAGUUCCUGGAGAAAUUCCCUAAUAUCACCAAGAGAUUGAAGAGACCUGCUGUGGCUUUGGUUUCAACAAAUGGCCCAUGGAUCACGUACAUGAAACUGAGAUUGGAUCGCGUUUUAGCAGAAAGCUAUGAAGCUGACAGCAUAGAAGAAGCGCUGGCCUCAAAUCCGACAAAAUUGGAGUUUGAGAAGCCAGAGAAGUGGGUGGCCCCAUAUACAAAGUAUGAAUAUGGCUGGUGGGAAACCUUCUUGCCUCCUGGAUCCCAAAAGUCCCAGGCUUGAAGUUGUGAUGCGAAAUAAUUACCGAGAGUAUUGCUUAGAAGAAUCAUAUAAGUGAUUUGUCACAUAAAUGGUUGAGAUUUGUUUGGUACCUAGCCCUUCGUGGGUAGAACUAAAGACCUGUUUCUCAUUCUACUGAAAAAUGGGGACAGAUUUUGAAGAAGCUCGUGCAUUGCAGUGACAGGUUUGGUAAUAUAAUAGAGAAGAAUGUGAUAUUUGUGUUUGUGUUGGUAUGCGGCUAGUCAUUUAAGUAUUGUGUGCUGUUGUUAAUUGAUACAUAGUAGAUUUUAGGCAGCGAAAUCUUUAGCAAUGUACCAGUUGUUUUGUUCCCUUCAUUUCUUGUAUGCAGAAGAUGAAGAUUUUCGAAUAUUAGGUAAAUAGUACGGAGUAAUUCGUAGUAUGGAGUACAAGUUAUUAGCAUAUAUCAGUGACUCCAUUCUCCCUCCUUCCACUUUCAAGUUCUCCUGUCACUUUCAUGAGAGUGUGAGCAGAUAGCUAGCUGGUGAUAUACAACCAUGGUUACCAAAUUUUGAUUCAUUAAUGGUGGUGUAAUAUUGGGCCAUGCAAAAAAUUUACUGAUCUUGGAUCAGCUCACUGAUUUUAUAUAUUUGCUCCAUUUGUCAAAACUAGUGGUAGCGAAUAGCUUUUAGCAAUUGAUGUGCUAAAAUCCA